Aspergillus fijiensis CBS 313.89 is the source of this 826-nucleotide messenger RNA. RefSeq lists its product as uncharacterized. NCBI's taxonomy places the organism in Eukaryota, Fungi, Ascomycota, Eurotiomycetes, Eurotiales, Aspergillaceae. Bases 32 to 826 code for a protein of 264 amino acids. The transcript is spliced from 3 exons. The record is from RefSeq and is a predicted model, not a curated record.
CCGAUCCCCUCACAGAACCAGAAACAAGCAUAUGUUACAGCAGUUCAUCAUGCCUUCCGCUGCUGUCCAACCCAAGCAAAUCCUGAAGCGAGCACCGUCACAGAAGGAAUAUGAGUUUUUGCAAGAAUGGGCUCCCGAGACUCUGAAGAACUACGAAGUACCGUCCCAACAGACUGUUUUUCGACCUCCUCAGGCUGCUCCAGUCAAAGAACAGGGAAUACCCACUCACAGGCAUUCUAAAUUGCGCACCUCUUCCUUGUAUGAAGAUUGGAAAGCUCACGCUGCCUCCUUCCAGGGAGAGAACGCGAACAAGGAAUGCACUCCUUUUCCCCACGCCCCGGCACAGAAGGUUGACCACUUGCCACAUUCUGCGAGCUUGACAGCUGCUACGGUCGCUGCUGAGAAACCAAUUCAUUGUCUGCAGUCCAGAACAAACGCCAAGGACUCCCAGCAGGUUUGUUCGAAGAGCAAUACUCUCCAUCCUCACCACUACGCUCAAUCUACCGUCAGCGCUAGCAAUCGAUUCAACACUAUUCAUGCGGUUGAUAUGAAGUUAUCCAAAUCGGUUGCUGAUCCUGCCAACACGCUCAAGCCUACUGAGCCCACCAAGAAAGCUGUCGAAAGCAGACAGAAGCCACGGACUGGGUCUGUUUGCUACACCGCGCCUAAUGGCACCCGUUUUCCUCGUCACAAUGACUUGCUCAAAUGGUCAAUCGGAGUCAAGAAUCAACACAAUGAUCUAGUGAUCUUCCUGCCCGUCUUUGUCGAGAGCCCAUGGAAGGGCCUUAAACCUAUUUUGACCACAUGUGCUUCGCGGUACUGGUAG